Molecule: messenger RNA, 861 nt
Organism: Ceutorhynchus assimilis (cabbage seed weevil)
Lineage: Eukaryota; Metazoa; Arthropoda; Insecta; Coleoptera; Curculionidae
Source: the annotation of a GenBank genome assembly
AUGGACGACCUCAAAAUAGAAGAAAUGGACCUUUACGAAAUCCUAGAAAUAGAGGUCUCGAGCAAAACAGCGGACAUUAAAAAAGCCUACAGAAAAAAAGCCCUGCAAUGCCAUCCGGACAAAAACCCCGACGAUCCCCAGGCUGCGAAAAAGUUCCACCAACUAUCUAAAAUCCUUGAACUUCUGAUUGACGAUGCUGCAAGAGCGGCUUAUGAUAAAGUUUUAAACGGUCGCAAAGAAGCUGAAUUAAGACAUAAAGAAUUAGACGGUAAAAGACGCAAACUUAAAGAAGAUUUGGAGGCUCGCGAAAGACUAGCUGGUACAGGACAAAGUCAACAACGUAAAUCAGAAGCACAAAAAUUACGAGAAGAAAUUGAGAGGCUAAGAAAAGAAGGUUCCAAGCAAGUCGAAGAGGAAGUUGAAAGUGUUUUGAGGACAAUAAAUGAACAAAAAAACAAAUCGGAUACUCAAUGGGACAGUGCCAACGGCAGAAUAAAAAUCAAAUGGACUGCUGAGAAAAAAGACCCAAACAAUGGAGGCUACACACAAGAAAUGCUACACAGAUUCUUAUCGAAAUACGGCGAAAUACAAGGUUUAGUUAUAUCUCCGAAGAAAAAAGGCAGCGCCUUGGUGGAAUUCAAAGAACAAAGAGCAGCAGAAAUGGCAGUGGACUUUGAAAUUGGACUAUCAGAAAACCCCUUGAAAUUCGAAUGGGUGAAUGGACCACCAAAAAGUGCUUUAAAUAAACCUACAAGUGUUUUAAUAAAAGAAUCAGACUUUGAAAGUGUUACUUUGAUGAAUUUAAGGAGAGCCGAGGAAAGAAAAAAGCUGAUAGCACAAAUGAUGGCAGAAGAUGAUUAA